Molecule: messenger RNA, 9045 nt
Organism: Boleophthalmus pectinirostris (great blue-spotted mudskipper)
Lineage: Eukaryota; Metazoa; Chordata; Actinopteri; Gobiiformes; Gobiidae
Product: adenylate kinase isoenzyme 5
Exons: 13
Coding region: 13-1659 (548 amino acids)
Biological process (GO): nucleoside triphosphate biosynthetic process
Cellular component (GO): cytosol; cytoplasm
Molecular function (GO): ATP binding; nucleoside diphosphate kinase activity
Source: RefSeq, a predicted model, not a curated record
UUGACGGGGCUGAUGUACUACCGACCGGAGGACCCCAUCGAGUACCUGGAGUCAUGCCUGAAGAAGGUGCGCGAGCUCGGGGGCACGGAGAAGGUGCGCUGGGACACGUUCGUGGGGCAGGAGAAGAAGUCCCUCCCCCCUCUCAACGGAGGACAGUCCAGACGGUCGCUCUUCAGAAACGUGAUGCCGGAGAGCCCCAACUUCCCGUACAGACGCUACGACAGACUGCCUCCCAUAAACCAGUUCUCCAUCGAGAGCGACUCCGACCUGUCUGAAACGGCGGAGCUCAUCGAGGAGUACGAGGUGUUCGACCCCUCCCGCCCUCGGCCCAAAGUCAUCCUCGUUAUCGGUGGUCCAGGCAGUGGUAAAGGCACUCAGAGCCUGAAGAUCGCAGAGCGCUAUGGUUUCCAGUACGUGUCUGUGGGAGAACUACUCCGAAAGAAGAUGAUCCACAACGCCACCAGCAACCGCAAGUGGAGCCUCAUCGCCAAGAUCAUCACCAAUGGAGAGCUGGCCCCUCAGGAAACCACCAUCACAGAGAUAAAGCAGAAGAUCAUGAAAAUCCCCGAGGCCAAUGGGAUCGUGAUAGACGGCUUUCCUCGAGACGUGGGGCAGGCGCUGUCCUUCGAAGACCAGAUCUGUACUCCAGACCUGGUGGUGUUCUUGGCCUGCACUAACCAUCAUCUGAAGGAGAGGCUGCAGGAGAGGCUGCAGAGGGCGGAGCAACAGGGACGCCCUGACGACAACCCCAAAGCCAUCGACCGCAGGCUCACCAACUUCAAGCAGAACACCAUCCCCCUGGUCAAGUACUUCCAGGAGCGGGGCCUCAUCGUCACUCUUGACGCGGACCGUGAUGAGGAGGAGGUCUUCUGCGACAUCAGACAAACUUUGGACAACAAACUCUUCGCUUCUUCAGAACCUGCAGCCGGUCCCAGUGAGCUGGACUUGAGUCUGCUCGGAGAGUCCAGCUCUUCAUUGGACAUGGGCUGUAAAUACGACCAGAUGGAGGAGGAGGAAGACGAGAUGUGCUACGCUGAAGGCACCACAGACAGUUAUUGCACAGAACAGAAGAAACCAAAGGUGGUCUUCCUCAUGGGAGGUCCGGGCUCAGGGAAGUCCCUUCACAGCGAGAGACUGGAGGAGAGGUUUGGGGUUCGAUGCCUGAACGUGGGAGACUUGCUGUGUAACGAGCUACAGAGCCACAGCAGCAGGGGGCGCCACCUCCGGGACGUGCUGGAGAGAGGAGAGCCACUGCCACAGGACUGUCUGGUGGAGCUCCUGAGUGAAGCGGCGGCCUCUUCGGUGCGGAUGGGGAGGAGUCUGGUGAUCAGUGGAUUUCCUCGAGACGUGAGACAGGCCCAGAGCUACGCCGACAAGAUGGGAGAGCCCAGUCUAGUGCUGCUGCUGAGCUGUUCUCCUGAGACCAUGUGUCAAAGGGGGCUCCGCUGUGGGACCCCCCGAGCCGGACUGGACCUGGACGCAGAGAGGGAGAGGGAAAAGGAGAGGGAGAGAGAGCGGAGGAGUGACCAGUUCAUCAAGGAAAGCCGAGCGGUCACACAGCACUACGAAGACAAGAGUUUGCUCCACACGAUCGAUGCCGAGCGGUCUCCAGACGAGGUGUUUGCUCAGAUCUGUCAGGCGUUGGAGAGCGUUUUCUGAACCUGAACCUUUCUUCUUCGGAUCAGACCCAGACUCUGCACAAGUCCAGGAUUCCAGCCACAAAGGAUUCUCUCAACACAAGACAACACCGCACCUUUUACAGACGUGUGCACUGGAGCGCUGUGGCACGGGUCGGCCUGGAACAGCUCGGGUUUAUCUUAAAUGGCCAACAAAAACAGAUCGAUAUUUGACUGAAGUCUUAAAGUGCUACAAGUUAGAGUAUCAUUAAAACACACUCGCCACGUUUACAUGAGAGCUUUAACUCCGAAUAAAAAUGAUUUAAUUCUGAAUAAAAAUGUAUUCUGCUUUAAAAAGACCAUGUAAACACUUAAUUCCUCAUGAAAAGUAUUAUUCGGAAUUACACUUUAUUCCGAAGUAAUCAGGUGAUUUAUUCAGAUUUUAAAGCCAAAUUAAUUUAUUCCAUCCAUCCAUUUUUUUCCCGCUUAUUCGUGGCCGGGUCGCGGGGCAGCCGUCUAAGAAGGGACUCCCAGACUUCCUUUACCACUUCCUCCAACUCGUCCAGGGGCACCUCAAGGCUUUCCCAGGACAGCUGAGUGACAUAGUCCCUCCAGCGUGUCCUGGGUCGUCCUCGAGGCCUCCGCCUGGUGGGACAUGCCCAGAACUCCUUCCGUGUGACUGAGCUCCUCACCUUAGCUCUAAGGGAGCGCCCAGCCACCCUGCGGAGGAAACUCAUUUCGGCCGCUUGUAUCCGCGAUCUCGUCCUUUUGGUCACUACCCAGAGCUCAUGACCAUAGGUGAGGGUAGGAACUCUUCACCACAACGGUUCGAUACAGCGACCACAUCAAUGCAGACGCUGCGCCGAUCCACCUGUCAAUCUCACGCUCCAUCCUCCCGUCACUCGAGAACAAGACCGCGAGAUUCUUAAACUUUGACACAGGGCUCAAGUGAAUGAAUUUACUCCUCGAUCAUGUAAACGUUUAUUCUAAUUCCGGUCGUUCAGCACAUGCUCGCUGAGUUGCCCUUCUGACGCAAUCCGUACGAUUCGGCUCCACCAGUCCUCACUUCGGACUUUCAUCCACUGCUCUUUGGAUUUGCGAGCGGGAUGCAGGAGCGGGCUGAGGUAGAUUUGUCUUCUUCCUCCCUUCUCCUCCUCCUCAGCUGACAGACGUAAAGCGUGACGAGAGAAUUCUUGAGCUGCUGCUUCAAAAGUUGCAUCAUGUUUGUGUCCGUGACGUAAUGACAAACUGAGACGACGAAAAUGACGGUAGCAGCUGAAGUGUUUGUUUUCUUCCGGUCGACGUAAAUACGUUCGUGUCCAAUCAGAAUUCUUCCCCACCCCCAGACGUUGAGCAUAUUUUAAUUCAGAACAAUUAACUCGGAAUUAAAAAACAUCAUGUAAACGUGGCCAAAUACAUCAUUAUACUUAAAGAUGCACUUGUCUCCAUGGUAAUGUUAUUGCUUUAUCUAGAAUGUUCCACAGUAUUGAUUAAACAUAUCAGCACUUCGCUACAUUACAGUUCAGAUCUGUGGAGAGUUGUUAUUGUGUUUUUGAGCAAUAGAAACACCCGUAAUGAAUAAAUGCUGGAUGGAUGCGUUUAAAGUCAUACCAUGGAACAUUCCAGGCAAAGCAACAACAUCUCCAUGGAGACAAGCAGGUGACAGAUCCUCCGCAAGAAAUGAAACGUUGAUUAUGACAUUUAAGAUUUUUGCAAAAACCUUCAUGACAUUUUCUAAAUUUGUCUCUUUUUUAGGUUUCAAAUUUGACUUUCUGGUUUAAAAUCUUAACACCACACUAGGGAAUUUUAUAACCGUUACCUAGCAACACUCCUCUAACGUAGUCUGACAAAUACAAAUAUAAAAGAAAACACCUUUAUUUAGUUCAAUUCAUGUUUAAAGGUGCAUUGUGUAACUUUUCUUGGUGGAGGCUCCGUCAAAUAUUAUUAUAAAGAUGCCAUUGCUUUGUCUGGAAUGUUCCGCAGCAUGGCUUUAAACCUUUCUAUCUCCAUGGAAACUAGACCAGACCAAGUUACCAAGUCAGAUCUGUGGAGAGGCGACCCCGCUCACAGUCAGAACGCCUGUUUUUUUAUGAAUGUUUACGUAGGUUUUCUUGGUAUUUUUGAGCGAUAAAACCACUUGUGAUUGAAUAAAUGUAAAGUAGAGCUGUUUAAAGUCACACUGUGGAACAUUCCGAGCAGAGCAAUGGCGUAACCAUGGAAACAAGCAGGGGAAGGACUCCCAGUUCUCACCAUUUCUUGUCAUUUCUUCACAAAUUGCUUCUUGAUUUGUGUAAACGUAUCAUUUAUAUUGACAAAAGUGAAUUAUGAAAAAAUAAAUUCAGUCAAAAUCCCAAAUUUGGGAAUCUUAAAACUCUGUCAUUCGCACUUUUAACUUCGCCGUAGCGUUCCAGACCGUGCCGCAGCGCCCCCGUGUGGACAGUCUCUUACUGGCUCCAGUUCUCUGCAUGCUCCUCCUCUUUUUCAAACUCAGUCAAGUCUCUGUGUCGACUCAAAUGAAGCUUCACGUUUUCUGCCUCGUGUUAAAGCGACUGUGGACUGAUCGUGGACGGUUUAUAAAUAUAUUCUGUGUACGGGCUGUUCAGAGGAUUGAUACUUUGCAGCCGAUUCGUCAACAUCGCAAAAAAACGGAGGCACCGCUCUGUCUGAGGCUCUCGUGCUCAGGUUAGACUUUAAUCUGAAGUUUGUUUUAACACAAACUGACCAGAAAAAACUAAAACAGCAGAGAUAAUUUGUGCUAUUAAACAAAACUCUCUCAAAUAACAAAUCACUUCAUCAUCAUUCUUUAUCUUGAACACCGGCUCCUGAAAUUGUGUUUAAAUCCAUUGUGUAUUUUCUCUCAGACUUCACACUUUUUUGCCUGUGUUUGCCUUGUGUCACCAUGGAAACGGCUGAACAUUUCUACAUUGACAUACAAAUCCAUACAAAUCCCCGUUAGAUUAAGGGUGAUCAAGUUUUCAGAAUCAAAAACUGGGACACUCUCGGUUUGGGUUGGCUUCUAAUAAUGAAAUUGUGAAACGAGUAAUUAGUAAUUAAGGAGAAUUGUUCUGUACUCGGCCUUUUCAUGACUAAGGCCCCGUUUACAUUCACACUGGUAUUUUUAAAAGCGGAGACAUUUCCUUUCGUUUGUUCCCAUCUUUUACACGCAAACGGUGAAUUUGUCUCUGAAAAUAUUUCUAAAAACUCAGUCAAUAUCGUUGGUCUGCGGUACAUAAAUGGGCGUUUCUUCCUCUAAACGGGGAACGCCUCCCGCCACUGUCAACACCCGGUCUAACAAAUAUGUCAAAGUCAGACUUGUUAGUAUUGAAGUAAGAGUUGUACGUUGACGUUGGCAUUGAACGUCGCAUAGUAAAGUUUAAGGUUAGGGUAGAACUACGGUUAUGUGGCCUAACGUCAAGGCUCAUGCCGCUAUCGUCAACUAAGACUACGUUCAGACUGCAGCCUGAAGUGACCCAAAUCCGAUUUUUUGGCCCCUAUGUGACCUGUAUCUGAUCUUUUAAUGACAGUCUGAACGACACAGAUCAGAUUUUUUCAAAUGUGACCCAGGACACUUGGAUAUGUGGUCCUGAAACCGAUACAUAUCUGAUCUUUUGACAUGCGACUUCAGUCUGAACGGCCAAGGCGCAUUCAUCCCACCUACACGUUAUCAACAAGCCACAAAUGCGCACAAACGUUCUUCUCUUCAUACAAAAAUUGUUAAUGAACUGAAGUGAAGCACAUCACCACUCAUCACUCUUGGCUCCGUCUCCACAUCCACACGUUUCUUUCAACGGACGUCGCUGCCGCUGCCCCACAAAACACCACGACCAAAAACCUCGUCCUUCUCCUUCUCAGUUUCCUCCUUAAAACAAGUAAGCUGUACAUGUUCUGGUUCCGGUGCUCAAUGCUCACGUCCAUGUUUGGACAACUUCCGUAAACACAGAGCACGCUCGCUGCGGUUGACGUCGUCGUGUCUCCAGUGCACAUGCAGGACACUUUUGGGCCAUUUACUGUUCACACUGGAGUCACAUACAAGUCACAUUUAAUUGGAAAUGUGAACGACCUCACAAAAACAUCGGAUUUCACACAAAAAAAAAAUCUGAAUUGAGCAUUAAGCCCUGCAGUCUGAACGUAGCCUAACUUGUUAAUUUGGUUCUUUAGACUUUUACUGAGAAAAAGCAGAAAAGCGGAAAAGUGCAAACUCUUUCUGAUUGGUUGAUUAGACGCUACAGGAACGACCAUUAGGGAGUUUCUGUGGCACGUCUGGAACGCCCAGGCUGCAGACGACACUCCUCGUUAGAGUGGAGAUUCUGGAAAACUACGGUUUCUUGUGAGAUAAAGUGAGUGAGAUAAACAUAGUUUUAGGCAGCUGACGUGUCAAAAGUGCGACCAGUGUUUACCUUUUGCUCUGAUGAUGAUGAUGAAGAAGCAUUCAGAGCAGCAGUCAUGUUUAUUCUGGCGCAAAGAUGAAUCAUAUCUAUGACCAGAGACGAAUGAGUUCUGAGGUCAGCAAUUUUACCACUUCUUUAACAGAUCUGUGGAGAGGCGAGCCCGCUCAGUAAAGCACGUUUUUCAAGGUAUUUUUGAGUAAAACUUACAACUUUAAUGAAAUAAAUGCUACAGGUUUUAAUCUAAUCCAGGCGCCGUCCAGAAACUUGGUGUAGUUAUGACAGCGCUCGAUGGCGUAUUUAUGCAUAUUGAUUUAAACGAAAACUUUUUUUGAAAACGAUGCUGUGUGCAUGAUGUUAUUUUGGAAAACGAAUGGAGGAAAAUACUCGUUUCUCAACAUACGCAGCUAUGUGUAAACGUACCCUGAGUUGUGAGUCAGUUUUGCCACAUUUUCUUUGUGUUUUGGUCAUUUUUAAGCAGCUUUUCUGCAUUUUUCUUCAACAAAUGACAAUGUACGCCUCGCUUUAUUGUUGGUGGGGCUCAAAUUGGUCAAAAAUAGGAACAUCGGGGACAUUUCUUGUAUAAAAUUGGGACAAGUCAGUGGUUUUGUAUAAAUCCGCUGGGACAGGGGACUCAAAACUGGGACUGUCUGGCGUAAACAGAGACGGUCACCCUACAUGAGCUCUCGUUGUGAUCUGACUGCAAAGUAUCAAUAAAUAUCUUCUUCUUUAAACAGAAUAUUCAGUAUGUAAUAUAUAUUCAAAUGAUUCUAUAAACGCAGCCUGUUCACUGUAUAAAUAUAUUCUAUAAACGGUCUAUGGGACUGAAGGACUGAGCCGGAGGAAACCUACAGGACAAACACGGGAUUACAGAGACAAGGCAAAGGCUUUUAUGUUCAUGGUUUAUUAAAAAGUCUAUUUUACACUAUUUUCUGAUCUGUUUUAAUGUUGUUUCCUCAUCACAAACAGACCUGGAGUUGUUUUUGUUUCACUCAGAUGUUUAACAAAACUUUUAACAUAUUAAAUCCAGCUCAAAACUGUUUUUAUUAUGCGCUUUUCUUCUUCUCUCUUAUUUUAAUUUUAUGAUGAUUAUUUAUGUUUUUAUUGUGAUUUUAAUGUUUUUCUUAUUCUGUAAAGCACUUUGAAUGACUUUGAGUAUGAAUUGUGCUAUACAAAUAAACUUGCCUUGUUUUGCUUUGCCAUAUUUAGGCUGAGUUCUUCUCUCAGACUGAAAACACUGUUCCACCUUGUGAUGUCAUGUGGUAAUAUUUGUGUUUUUAAAGUCCAUACACCUUCACUAGAAUCAUUUGGAUGAACUCUGGAUGAACUUCAGCCCUGGAAUUGCUCAUUUCUGCUAAACAAAAGAUAAAAAAGUAAAGAGUAAAGAUAAAAAUUAACUCGAAAACUACCGCUUCACGACGUCACAAGGUGGAACAUUUUCAGCUUUGGAGAUGUAGAAAAUGCAAGAAAAUCCAUAAAAACUUUAGAAAUGUAUAAACAAAAAUGACAUGUUUUUUUUUUUAAGUCUCAACUUUAAUCUCACUUUAAUCUGUUGUUGUAUUUUGUUUAUGAUGUUUUAUUUUUUAUUUUAUUUUAUUUUUUAAUAAUAAAAAACUCUUUAUUUAGACAAUGGAAUGUGAUUUUCAACCUUAAAUCAUUGUAAUUUUAUUUUAUUAUUAUUAUUAUUAUUAUUAUUAUUAUUAUUAUUAUUUAUUCUUUGUUAUUUUUUUUUAUUUUUAUUUUUUAUUAUUAUUAAGGGCAACAAAAUAUAACAUUUAACAAAAUACAAUAAACAACAUAAAAACAAAACACAAAAAAAUAAAGCAACACCCACAACAAAUACAAAACAGCAAAAAAAUACAAAAAAUAUUCUCCCGACCACACGCACCGACACAAAUUUGGUCAAAUAAAACAAAAAUAAUGUGGUAGUGCAGCAAAAACAAACCACUAGACCCCGUUACAUAGAUAUAUUUUGGCCAAUUUAUGAUUUAAAUUCAUUUUCUCUUCCUUUAUUUUUUUCUCACAUUUUUAAAUCAACAUUUUUAGUCCCUAUACUUAAACUAAUAUUGUCACCAUCAUCAUUUCCUUUUCUUUUCAUCAUCUUUUACUAUUUAUUACAAACUCAAAGCAUCUUUUUAAUGGCAUUUUCAUUUUUUUUAAAUUCCUCCCAUUUUUAAAUAAACAUUUUUAGUCACUUUACUUAAACUAAACUUCCUUUUCCUUUCAUCAUCUUUGACUGUUUAUUACAAACCCAAAGUAUAAUUUUAAACGCAAUUCCUUUUAUUUUCUUUUAUUAUUUUAUUUAUGAAUUUAUUUGAGGCAAGUGAGAGAUUUACAUUCUUAUACAAUGGAACAUACCACAUUAGUGAAAUCAUAAUAGAAAUUUUAAAAAAAUAUAUAUAUAUUGCCCAAAAAGAGUGUUUACUUUAAGUUAUAAUUUUAUAAUCUGUUUUUAAUCAUAACAAAAAACAAGUUUAAGACAAGAACACAGCCAAAAUAUGUAGGAUUUGGAUUUUUUAAUGAUGUUUUGUUGUUUUUUUUACUUAAAAUUGUAAUCUGUUAAUACGUAUGAUAUGAUUUUCUGUGUAUUUACGUGAAAACAAAACUCCAGGUGUGUUUUUGAUGAGGAAAUAUUAUAAACUAGAUCAGAAAAUAGCUCAUAAGUCAUUUAAAUGAAACUUUAUUGUGACAUAUUCAUAGAUUUCUGCAUAGUUUAUGGAUAAAUUGUCAAAACUCGACUCUAAACACCAUCGGAAUCGCCUUUGUCUUGCUUUUUUAAUCUCGUGUACUUUUCCCCAGUUGUUAAGGUUUGUUUUUUUCCAAGAGGAGGUUCAGACUGAAGUAACAGUGACAGGUUUAAAUGGUGUUCUCGCUCUCUUGUUUAAAACCUGGCUCUCUCUUUAACGCCGCAUGCCCACAGCUCUGACUCGCCGCUCCACGGACACGACUCGCAUUAUAACCACAUCUGUUCUGUUUGCGUCGUACAGGUGCUUGUUCCAGUCGGGUAUUUAAACUGUCAAUAAAAAAACAACAUUUGCAACACA